This is a messenger RNA of Aedes aegypti (yellow fever mosquito), 1390 nucleotides long. RefSeq names its product mantle protein. NCBI's taxonomy places the organism in Eukaryota, Metazoa, Arthropoda, Insecta, Diptera, Culicidae. The transcript has 2 exons. The record is from RefSeq and is a predicted model, not a curated record. Bases 142 to 1275 code for a protein of 377 amino acids.
GAGUUUGAUGGAAAUUUUCGGCGGAAAACUUGUACCGUCAUAUAAAUUGAUUGUAUUGAUCCUCGCCAGAGAGCAUUCGCUUGCGAUCGUUCAUCGGGUUUGGCUUUAGCACAGUGGCCGUUGGCUCGAAGGGGUACAGCAAUGAAGUUAUUCUUAGUGCUAUCGAUGGUUUUGGCCAUAGCGUUUGGAGCGGCCGUCGAGAAACCAGUCAAGGAAGUGGAUACAGAAAAUGAGUCCAAAGCGGAAACGGGAGUGAAAGUGCAAGGAAAACGUGGUCUUUAUGAUUUUGGAUAUGGAAGUACACCUGAAUUGCAAGGAGGCUUCAAACCUUCGUUUGGAUUCGAUUUCAGUGAACCGCAUCAGUAUGAAGUGAAAGAGGAUCAUCAUACGAUUAUUACGAAGAACAUUCCAGUGCCUUAUCCCGUUGAAGUGGAAAAGCAUGUGUUCAUAGAGAAGAAGGUUCCAGUUCAUAUUGAUCGUCCGGUUCCGUACCCUGUUACUGUCGAAAAGAAGGUUCCGUACAUUGUUGAGAAGCAUAUUCCAGUUCACGUUGACCGUCCAGUACCUUAUCCAGUAAAAGUUCCAUAUCCAGUUGAAGUAGAAAAGAAAGUGCCCGUUUAUAUUGAGAAGAAAGUUCACGUCGAUCGCCCAGUUCCAUAUCCAGUCCAUGUGGAAAAGAAGGUUCCAGUUUACGUAGAGAAGAAGGUUCCUGUAGUAGUCGAAAAGAAAGUUCCGGUGCCGUACGAAGUCAAGGUUCCGGUAGUUCAAAAAGUAGAAGUUCCAGUACCAAAACCAUACCCAGUUCACGUUCCAAAGCCAUAUCCGGUCUACAUCGAGAAGGAAGUUAUCAAGCAUGUCGAUCGGCCUAUUCACGUAGAAGUUGAGAAGAAGGUUCCAGUCCCAGUAGUGCAGAAAGUCGAAGUUCCUCAACCUUAUCCUGUUUACAUCGAGAAACCUGUCUACAUCGAAAAGCAUGAAGCUCAACACAACGAAGAACACCAACAAGUAGAGCAACAGGACGAGGACUACAACGAGCAGCCUAUUCACGUAGCCGAAGAUCGCCAACACCGAGAAGAAAGUGAUCACAACGAACAAGAACCUGAGCAACAUCAACAGGAAGAACAUCAGGAACAUGUCCAACAAGACUAUGUAGAGACAAGCAAAGAAGAGGAAAAGAGUUCGAAUUCAGAUGAAAAGACCGCGGAAUCUGCGGAGUCAAGGCAUCACGAACAGCAUCACCACAUGCCAUUGCACCAUGCAAAUAACGACGAAUAGAUAAGCUCUACUCUAAGUGGAAGGCACGAACCUUAACGUAUCUCUAGUCUAUCAGUUGCAACAGCAGUGCAAUUCCACAAAUCUACCGAAGAAAUAAAUUAAAACUUAAACAAAA